This is a messenger RNA of Podospora anserina S mat+, 1104 nucleotides long. RefSeq lists its product as uncharacterized. Gene Ontology annotation, biological process: glutathione biosynthetic process. The record is from RefSeq and is a predicted model, not a curated record. Gene Ontology annotation, molecular function: enzyme regulator activity; glutamate-cysteine ligase catalytic subunit binding. The transcript is spliced from 2 exons. Gene Ontology annotation, cellular component: glutamate-cysteine ligase complex. NCBI's taxonomy places the organism in Eukaryota, Fungi, Ascomycota, Sordariomycetes, Sordariales, Podosporaceae. Bases 1 to 1104 code for a protein of 367 amino acids.
AUGCGAUUUCUAAAACUGCUCUACUUGCUCCUGGUGGACACCGGACAAUCAAUUUGGUUAUUCCUGCCCGGAAGAAAGAAACGACUUGGGGGAAAGCGAACCAUGGCAAAGCUGAUACUCUCUACCGGGAACAUCGUCUCGGGCGGCCCCUCCAUCAUCCGCAAGCCGGGCGCAUAUCGAUCCAACCUUGAACUCACCAAUUCGCUCCGAAGCAACUUCCUGGCCGCACAGGAGGAUUACGCUACCGCCGCCGCCGACGACGAAGCCCAGGACGGGAAGCUACAUGCUAACGGCGGAGUCGAAAAUGGCGCAGCGAAGAGCAAUGGCAAUGCGCUGCACGUAAACACAGAGACGGGCGGACGCCCUCCAGUAUCGGUCUGGACUGCCGAAGAGGAUGGCGCCCUGUAUGUACCCCGCAUCGAUUGGUCAGAGGCGGGCCUGCAGGAAGAGCCGUCGCAAUACAGCAUCACGGUCAAGCUCUUUUUCUUGCCGUCUGCCUCUGUCGAAAGGCGGGCGCAGUUUGCAAAGGAGGCGCUGGACUUGGUGCUGAAGGAGCUGGAUGCGCCAGCUAUCGACCUGCUGAUUGUAUCCUUCCCCGGCAUGUCCUUUGAGGGCGACUGCGAAUGGGAAGCCGACAGACACAACGCGGUUCAGGGCAACGACGAGCAGGAGCUCGCAACUUGGGCGGCGAUUGAGGACUUGCACAGAGCUGGACUGGCCAAGAGCAUCGGCCUGGCCGAGUUUGGCAGCGAGAAGCUCGCUCGCUUCCUCCAGAGGGUACAAGUCCGGCCGUCGGUCAACCAGAUUAAUAUCAAGAACUGCUGCAAUGUACCACCACCACUCACGAAGUUGGCCAAGGAGGAAGGUAUCGAGCUGCUGGCGCAUAGCGACUGCAUCGACAUUCUUCCCGAGGGAACACUGAGGGAGCUGCUCGGCCAGGGGCUCGGUGGAGCUGGUAUACUCGCUGAUCCAGAGACGGGAGCCGGUGGACUGAAGGGAGAUUUAGCACCGCAAUGGGUUGCCAAAUACACAGCCGUGGUGCGGGACCGGGGGGUGAUUGAGAAUAAGGGGUACUUUGCCGGUGCUGAGCUGACAGAAGGUUGA